This is a messenger RNA of Tilletiopsis washingtonensis, 1200 nucleotides long. RefSeq lists its product as hypothetical. Bases 231 to 974 code for a protein of 247 amino acids. The transcript is spliced from 2 exons. NCBI's taxonomy places the organism in Eukaryota, Fungi, Basidiomycota, Exobasidiomycetes, Entylomatales. The record is from RefSeq and is a predicted model, not a curated record.
GGAGGAGCAGGAGGCGGCGACGCUGGGCCUCAUCCGGCGCCUCGAGGCGGUGAGUGGAGUGCGCGUCGUGAGAGAACGCUGCGAGGCGCAGCGGCGCGUUGGCCCGACGCGGGCGCAGCUCACGCUUAUCGAGCCCGAUCUGACGCCUCAUCGGCCAGCUCAACACCGAGCGCGCCUCCAUCCAGGCCGCCCUGCAGUCGGCCACGCCGCAUGAUGGCAUCGCCGCACGCAUGCUGCGCUCGCCGCGCUCGGCGUCGCACCUCAACAUUGCGCAGUCGAGCGAGGCGCCGUCGGCCGCUGAGCUCGGCAAUGCGCUGCAGCACACCUCGCUGCAGGCCCUGCAGACGCACGGCAGCGCCGCGCUGCCGCCGCUGCUCGAGGGCACGACGAGCAUCAGCGGGCCGCGCACGCCGCGCACGCCCGAGUCGAUGUUGCACAUGCAGCGCAGCUCGACGUUUGGGCCCUCGUACGUGCACUCGCCGUCGUCGCCCUACUUUCCCAGCGUGCCGUACCCGACGCCUGCCUUUCCGCGCGCUGUCGGCGACCAGGCGCGCCAGAUCGCCGAGAAUGCAGACAGCCUUGCGGCGCAGGUCGAGGAGCUCGUCAACACGUCGAAGAGCUUCACGCAGGUGUGGGAGUACGCCGACGCGAUGCGCGACGAAUGCAUCCGCCUGCGUGGCCUGCUCGGACUGCCGACGAGCAUCGCGCCGCUGCCGGUGCCGCACCCGCGCACAACGACCCGCACCCGCACGGACUCUGUCGCAUCGACCAGCUCGACGCGAGCGCGCGGCCGCACGAUCACGUCGCCCAUGCGCCUCGACCCGCCGCCGCUCGGCGCGACGAGCCCGGGCCUGCCGGCGGUGCGCAAGCUGCGCGUGACGGACGGCGGCGAGCUGGUGCCUGUGCGCCGCGACCAGAGCCAGGAGACGGCGCAGCAGGAGGACGCAGAGGAGAUGGACGAGAGCUUCGAGUAGAGCGAGCCGCAGGCCCCAGUAGCUGCGCCCCGAUGACCAUGUAGAGAGCCGCGUCACCUCACCAAUCCACGUCACCACUUUUCCGCCAUGCCUGUUGAUGCUCUAUUGCGCUACUUCCACACGCCGCCCGGCACGGCCCAGACGCGCACCUCGCCGUCGUCGCCGGCGCUCGCGAGCAUGUCGGCCAUGCCGCGCUCGCCGAGCCGCACGCCCUCGGCAUCGAGCU